Messenger RNA from Cuculus canorus (common cuckoo), 2925 nucleotides. RefSeq names its product proline, glutamate and leucine rich protein 1 (gene PELP1). Gene Ontology annotation, cellular component: nucleus. NCBI's taxonomy places the organism in Eukaryota, Metazoa, Chordata, Aves, Cuculiformes, Cuculidae. The record is from RefSeq and is a predicted model, not a curated record. Gene Ontology annotation, biological process: rRNA processing.
AGCGCUCAGGCUAUUGGGGGGCUGGUGGGCGUCACCAGCGCCCGCCUGGGCUCCAUGAAGACGCGCUUCGAAGGGCUUUGUCUGCUCUCGCUCCUCGUCAGCGAAAGCCCCACCGAACCCUUCCAGCAGCACUGCCUGGGGUGGCUGCGGGGGCUGCAGCACCUCCUGCAGUCGCAGGAUCCGGCCCCCACGAUGGCGCUGGGGGUGUCGGUGCUGCACGAACUGCUGCGGUUCUCGGCGCAACUCCCGGAAUUGGCGCGGGAAAUCGGCACCGACCACAUCCCGGGGCUGCUGACCUCCCUGCUGGCCCUGCGCCCCGAGUGCGAGUUGUCGACGCUGGAGGGGAUCAAAUCGUGUAUGACCUUCUACCCGCGUGCCUGCGGCUCCAUGCGGGGGAAGUUGGCAGCGUAUUUCCUAUCCCGCAUCGAUUCCGAGUCCCCCCAACUACAGCAGCUGGCGUGCGAGUGCUACGCGCUGCUGCCGGCGUUGGGCAGAGGAUUCUCGCAGGGGCUGCGGCACACGGAGUGUUGGAACCAGGAGGUGCAGGGGCUGUUGGCCACGCUGCAUCGGCUUCUUGGGGCGCUCUUCGAGGGCAGCGAGAGCGACCCCCUUCCCUACGAGGGUCCUGGGGUGGAACUGCUGCUUCCGCCCCCUCCGGACGGCGACGCCGGCUUCGUCCUCACCCUCCACAACCGCUUCUCGGGACUCGCCCGCGUCCUUCAGCUCCUGCUCAGUAAGGAAUUCGUGGCGCCGGUUACCGUUCCGGUCCAGGAUAUCUUGGAUCUCGUGUGCCGCGCGCUCAACAUCACCAGCAAGAACAUCAACUGGUUUGGGGACGGUCCCCUCAAAAUGCUGCUGUUGCCGUCGGUGCAUAUGGAAGUGUUGGAUGUGCUCUCCGCCCUCAUCCUGGCUUGUGGGGCGCGCUUGGUCCGUUGGGGCUCCGUCCUGGGGCGCCUCUUCCCGCAGGUGCUGAGCGCCUGGAGCGGCGCGCGGGAUCCGUUGCUGCCGGGACAGGAAAGACCCUUUGGGGCGGUGCGGACGCGCCUGUACGAGGUGUUGGAGUUGUGGGUGCGCGUAGCGGGCGCCGCUUCGGGGGUGCUGCAGGGGGGGGGGCGCCCCCGCCGAGGCUCUAUUGGGGCACCUUUUGGGGGACAUCACCCCCCCCACCGCCGGCGCCAGGCUGAAAGCGGACCCCAAACCCAGCGCCCCCAAACGCCCCAAAUUGGGGGACGGGGGGGACGCCCCCCCCCUGCACCGCAAAGUGGAACCGACGGCCAACAGCGACGUCUGCGCCGCCGCGCUGAGAGCGCUGCGCCGCAUCGUCCUGACGGGGGGGCCACUCAUCAAGGAGGAAACGCAUCGGCGGCUGCAGGAGUUGGUGGUGCCGUUACUGCUGCGAUUACCGCAAGGGGAGAACCCCCCCGGUCCGUCCCCCCUCCCCGGUUCGCCGUACGCCGCUGCCCGGUGCCGCGUCGCCCUCUACCGGCUGCUGCUGGCACUGCUGCUCGCCCCCGCCCGCGCCCCCCCGCUGCCCUGCGCCCUGCGCGCCUUCACCCAGGGGCAGCGGGACCCCGCGCUGCAGGUCUCCUCUUUCUGCACCGAAGCCCUGGUGGUGGCAAACGCCCUGGCGCGCCCCUGGGUGCCCCCUUUGCACCCCCAAACGGCACCGGGAGCCCCCCCGGAUCCCCCAGGACCCCCAUUUCGUCCCCUUCCCCCCCCAGCAUUUCCAGGGGGCCCCCGAGCCGUGGCGGCCAGCCCCCCCAAACCCCCUGGGACUGCCGCGGUUGCCACCGUUGGCGGAAGCCCCCGGGUGGGGGUGAAGCCCCUGCGGGUUUGGGGGGUGAAGAGGAUGGGGGGGUCCCAGGGGGUGGGGGGCGCCCCCGUCGCCCCGUUUUUGUCCACUAUGAUAAAGAAGAACCGUCGGACGUGGAGAUCUCGUUAGAGAGCGACUCCGACGAUAGCGUCGUUAUCGUCCCCAAACGGGGGCCCCCGGCACCCCCUCCCCAAGAGACCCCCGGCCCCAAAGCUGCCCCCCCCCACCGCCAACGCGCGCCCCCCCUUCCUCCUCCUCCUCCUCCUCUUCCUCCUCCUCCUCCUCCUCCUCCACCUGCCCCCUCCCCACCUCCCACUGAGCCCCCCGAGGAAGCGGGGCCCCCCCUGGCCCCCCCACCGCCCCCCACCAUCCCCACCGAGUCCCCCGGGGAACCCGAUCCGGCCGUCAUCAACAUUAACAGCAGCGAGGAAGAGGAAGAGGAAGAGGAAGAAGAGGAGGAAGAGGAGUUUGGGGAGGAGGAAUUCUUUGAGGAAGAAGAGGAGGAAGAAGAAGAGGAAGAGUUUGACGAGGAGGAAGAGCUGGGUGAGGAAGAGUAUGAGGAGGACGAGGAGGAGGAAGAGUACGAGGAGGAUGAAGGUCUUUCCGAGGAAGAGGAAGAAGAAGAGGAAGAAGAAGAGGAAGAGGAAGGGCAGCCCCUUCCCCAGGAAACCUCCCUGCCGCCACCGCCGGACACGGGGGGGCUGGUGAUGGAGGUGGAGGAAGGCCAGGAGCCCCCCCCGGCCCCCGAGGAGGAGGAAGACGAGGAAGACGAAGGCAGAGGGGACCCCAAAACCGCUCAGGAUAGGGGGGAAGAAGAAGGGGAGCCCCCCCCGGAGCCCCCUAUACUGGAGGCCCCUGAGGUGCCCCCCCCUACCCUGGAUGAGGCCCCUCCAGAGCCACCGCCGCCCCCCGAAAUCCCAGGGGGAACCGGGACCCCCCCUGCACCCCCCGAGCUGGGGGAUGAGGAGGAGGAGGAGGAGCCCCCCCCGGCCCCCCCCACCGAGAAGGAGGAGGAGCUGGAUGAGACGGCCACGAUGCUGGCUGACUUCAUCGAUUGCCCCCCAGACGACGACAAAGCCCCUGAAAAUGCUCUGUGACACCCCCUUCCGAUC